CAACUCUCAACGCAUAUGCAUGACAUGGAACUUUGACACUACACAGUUUACGGAUUUCAGUCGAACCAUUUGAUUAAAAAAAAUCCAUAUUUUUACGAUGGCUUUGAUUCUCCGGAGAUUUCUACCAUCGUUCACUUUGAGUAAUAUGCGGUUUCAUUCAAAUGAUAGCAUCAAUUCAAAGACACCUCCACCACCACCAUCGGAAUCAGAUCAAAAACGACCGAUCAGCCCUCGUAUGGAAGAAUUUCAGAAGAAAUUACGUGAAAAAACGCCUAUUGGCAAGCUAGAUCAAGGUGAAGGAAAGCAUCCAUAUCAAGAGAAAGAGCCGUUGGAAGCAUGGCCAAAUGAUGUUAAUCCAUACACAGGGGAAAUAGGUGGUCCAAGAGGGCCAGAGCCAACACGCUAUGGUGACUGGGAACGAAAAGGACGUUGUACUGAUUUUUAGAUAAAUAAAAAGCAUUGUUCUACCUUUAAAGUCCAUAGAAUUAUAUUUAAUGUUAGAAAAAUUGCAAA
Sitodiplosis mosellana (orange wheat blossom midge) is the source of this 513-nucleotide messenger RNA. Its product is annotated as succinate dehydrogenase assembly factor 4, mitochondrial. The coding region runs from base 98 to 445 and encodes 115 amino acids. The transcript is spliced from 4 exons. Gene Ontology annotation, cellular component: mitochondrion. Lineage: Eukaryota; Metazoa; Arthropoda; Insecta; Diptera; Cecidomyiidae. Gene Ontology annotation, biological process: mitochondrial respiratory chain complex II assembly. The record is from RefSeq and is a predicted model, not a curated record.